AAAAGACGACAGUUUCUUCUUCUCCUCAUCUCAAUCAUCAUCCUCUUUUAUCUCAUUUGCUUUUGAAUUUCAAAACGAUCACAUAAUACUUUUGAAUCCGUGGUUCCAUCUCAAAAACUUUUUUAACUAUGGCCGAAGAAACCAAGAACGUUACUGAGCAUGAGGUGCCAAAGGUAGCAACAGAGGAAUCAUCAUCGACAGAGGUUACUGAUCGUGGACUGUUCGAUUUCUUGGGAAAGAAGAAGGACGAAACUAAACCCGAAGAGACGACCAUCGACUCUGAGUUCGAGCAGAAGGUUCAUAUCUCUGAGCCAGCACCAGAGGUUAAAGUCGAGCACGAAGAGGAAGAGAAGAAGCCUAGUCUCCUUGAGAAGCUUCACAGAAGCGACAGUUCUUCUAGCUCUUCAAGCGAGGAAGAAGGUGAAGAUGGUGAGAAGAGGAAGAAGAAGAAGAAGGAUAAGAAGAAGACAAUCCGUGGUUCCAUCUCAAAAACUUUUUUAACUAUGGCCGAAGAAACCAAGAACGUUACUGAGCAUGAGGUGCCAAAGGUAGCAACAGAGGAAUCAUCAUCGACAGAGGUUACUGAUCGUGGACUGUUCGAUUUCUUGGGAAAGAAGAAGGACGAAACUAAACCCGAAGAGACGACCAUCGACUCUGAGUUCGAGCAGAAGGUUCAUAUCUCUGAGCCAGCACCAGAGGUUAAAGUCGAGCACGAAGAGGAAGAGAAGAAGCCUAGUCUCCUUGAGAAGCUUCACAGAAGCGACAGUUCUUCUAGCUCUUCAAGCGAGGAAGAAGGUGAAGAUGGUGAGAAGAGGAAGAAGAAGAAGAAGGAUAAGAAGAAGACAACUACUGAAGUAGAGGUGAAAACAGAGGAGGAGAAGAAAGGGUUUAUGGAUAAACUGAAGGAGAAGCUUCCUGGACACGGUAAGAAGACAGAGGAUGCUUCAACCGUCGCUGCUGCACCGGUGGUUACUCCUCAUCCGGUUGAGGAAGCUCAUCCAGUGGAGAAGAAAGGGAUUCUGGAAAAGAUCAAGGAGAAGCUUCCAGGGUACCACCCCAAGACCACCGUAGAGGAAGAGAAGAAGGAUAAGGAAUAAGCAAAAAAAAAGAAAAUUAUGAUUAAAUAUUAUGAAUAAUGAUAUUGAUUUGCUUUGUUUUUUUUUCUUUUUCUAUUGUGAUGAUUGAUCAUCUUUUGCUUUUAUGAUGUUUAAGUUUGUUGGCUUUUUGUUGAUUACAGUAUUCAUAUGUUUCUCUUUCUCUUGUAUAUGGUUUUUCAAAAAAAAAAACAAAAUUAUUUCAUGGUA
Molecule: messenger RNA, 1304 nt
Organism: Camelina sativa (false flax)
Lineage: Eukaryota; Viridiplantae; Streptophyta; Magnoliopsida; Brassicales; Brassicaceae
Source: RefSeq, a predicted model, not a curated record